CAGACAGACCGCCGCACACACACAGACACACAGCGACGACGAAAGAAGCAGAAACAGUGGAGUAGAAUGCGAAUAAGAACUGCGUAUAUGUGUGUGCAAAUACAAAAACAGCAGACACAACGAACGGUGUGCUUUUUCGGCAUAGAUCUCUCAGACCUCAGACGCAUUAAAUCAAUACGAAUUAAACACAAUCUAAUCAAAUAACGGCAAAAAAAAAACAAACCGCUGGCAUAGAAAUUGUCUGCUCAAACAGCUGUGGAAGUGGAAAGCGCAAUAGAAAAGUUAUCAUAAAGUGCGAAAGGUCAGCAGCAGCAAAAGACGGCAGCCGUAGGAACAUUUCGCUGUAUAUAAAACUCUGUGAAUGUGUGUAUGUGUGGUGUGUGUGCUGUGUGUAUGUGUAUGUGAGUCUAGCUGUCACUUUCUUGCGCGCGCACAAACAUACACAAAUUAAAAUAAGCGACGAGCACCACCACCCCCCUUCUCUAUCCACACACAUCUUCCAAGCUAAAGCUAAGUCACAACUUGACGUACGCGCCCGGUUCCGGUGCCAAUCGCUGGUCGGUUAACCGUCCUUCGACACCCCCAACGCACAGUUGCAGAAAAACAACAUAAAAAAGAAGAGAAGAGACAAGUGCAAGUGUAUAUACGGCUGUUGUUGCAUUUGCUAAACGAUCGUCAUCAGUAUCCGUAUUCGCAUCCGCAUCUGCAUCCAGUUCCAGCUCGGCAUUUAGCUCAGCUGCAGGUGCCGGUUCCAGUUGCUCUCGUGCUGCUGUUUACAUGUGGAAGAAGGAACGAACACUGUUGUACAGAAACGCUGACAACAACAACAGCAGCAACGACAGCGAAGGACGCUAAAAAGAGGAAAUCACGGAAGCAAAACAAAACUACAAAACAAGUGUUGAGCAACGGCGACGAAAGUGAAUCCAUUUGCAAAAAGCUUAAAUCGGCGAAGAAGCUAAAGCUGAAGCUGAAGAGGCUGCUCGGAAAUUUGACAGUGGAGCUGGUGGCAGGCGGUGUUUAAGCGCGUGUUAAGCGUUUAAGAGCCGACUUUGUGUGUGUGUGCGUGUGUGUGUGUGUGUGUGUGUGUGUGUGUGUGUGUGUGCUGCAAGACAGUGGAGAGGAAGGGGGCGCGGUUGAGUGUCCACCAUACGUGAGAUGUUGCCAUUCACUCCGCAAGUGGUUAAACGUUUGUUAGCACUCAAAAAGGGCAACGAGGACAACAGUGUCGAGGGCAAGUGGUCGGAGAAGGCCGUCAAGAAUUUGGUCAAGAAGAUCAAAAAGAAUUCACAGCUCGAGGAACUGGAACGUGCCAUCUCCACACAGAAUUGCAACACGCGCUGUGUGACCGUGCCGCGCAGCAAGCCCGCUGCCACCGGCGAGAAUUUACGCAAGGGUCUACCGCACGUCAUCUAUUGCCGUCUGUGGCGCUGGCCCGAUCUGCAGUCUCAGAAUGAAUUGAAACCGUUGGAGCACUGCGAGUACGCGUUCCAUUUGCGCAAAGACGAUAUCUGCAUUAAUCCAUAUCAUUAUAAGAAGAUCGAGCUAUCGAUAUUGGUCCCCAAAUCGCUGCCAACGCCCCCCGAUUCGAUUGUCGAUUAUCCGCUGGACAAUCAUACGCAUCAGAUACCAAAUAAUACGGAAUACAAUGCUGCAAUAAUACGCAGCGCCUCGCUCAGUCCGCCACAGUAUAUGGAAUUGGGUGGUGGCAGCAGCAGCAGCAAUAGCAGCAGCAUCAUCAUCACUACUACCACAACCUCAACCUCAAAUAAUACAAACCCAUCAGCCGGAUCAACCAGCUACCAACAACAACAACAGCAGCAACAACUGCAGCAGCAGCAACAACAACACUCGCCGCUAUCAUUUGGUGGGAGCGUGGUGGGCGUGGUAGGCGUUGGCCAGAACUUGCCACCGGGCAGCUGCAACAUGGACUCGCAAUCCAGUGUGCUCAGCGUUGGCAGCAGCAUACCCAAUACGGGCACACCGCCGCCUGGUUAUAUGAGCGAGGAUGGCGAUCCGAUUGAUCCCAAUGAUAAUAUGAAUAUGUCGCGGCUAACACCGCCCGCAGAUGCCGCACCAGUGAUGUAUCAUGAGCCAGCGUUCUGGUGCUCCAUAUCCUAUUAUGAGCUAAAUACCCGUGUAGGUGAAACAUUUCACGCCUCACAGCCAUCGAUAACAGUGGAUGGCUUCACCGAUCCAUCGAAUUCGGAGCGCUUCUGUCUUGGCCUCCUCUCGAACGUCAAUCGGAACGAAGUCGUUGAGCAGACGCGUCGCCAUAUUGGGAAGGGCGUUCGCCUCUAUUAUAUUGGCGGCGAGGUCUUUGCCGAAUGCCUAAGCGAUUCCUCAAUAUUCGUACAGAGUCCCAAUUGCAAUCAGCGUUACGGCUGGCAUCCGGCGACCGUUUGUAAAAUACCGCCCGGCUGCAAUCUAAAGAUAUUCAAUAAUCAGGAGUUUGCCGCAUUGCUGUCACAAUCGGUAUCGCAAGGAUUCGAGGCCGUCUAUCAGUUGACGCGCAUGUGCACCAUCCGUAUGUCCUUUGUGAAGGGUUGGGGUGCCGAAUAUCGGCGACAGACGGUAACCUCAACGCCCUGCUGGAUCGAGCUGCAUCUGAAUGGGCCGCUUCAAUGGCUAGAUCGUGUCCUCACCCAGAUGGGAUCGCCACGCUUGCCCUGCAGCUCCAUGUCGUAAGUGGGUGUGUGUGUGUGUGUGUGUGUGUGUACGUACACACAGAACUCUUCGAUAUGCAUACAUACAUGCAUACAUACAUACAUAAAUUGAUGUAUUUAUGUAUUUGUACAUGCACCCAUACAACUAAAUAUUUUAUUAAAUUAACAAUUUCUUUGAUUGUUUCUUUUCUUAUAUAUAUAAAUAUAUAUACAUUUUUUUUUUCUUAACAAAGAGCAAUUGAAACAAAUUAGAAGUGAGAACAAGAACAACAAACAACAAAAUGUGUGGCUGUCGGUAGCUACCGAUUGCAAGAUACUCUGUUCCCAAAGUGGCAGCAACAGCAACAUUGAUGGUCUCAUCUCUAAAAAAAAAAAAGAAAGAAGGAUCCCUUUUUCGAAAAACAAAAAAUUAACAUACACUGCAAUAACCCAAAUACUCUAAAUUGUGUACAUUUGGGAACAGAGUGGAAGAGAAAAGUAAAGCGAAGAGAAAUUCUGAGAGCACUUAAAAAUAAGUAAAGUUACAGACGCAUACAUACAUACAUACAUAUUUAGUUUAUACAAAGAGAUCUUCUAAAUAUCUAUAUACUUCUACACAUAUACAUACAUACAUACGUACAUACAAACAUACAUAAAUACAUGCAUAAAUACGAACGAGAUGAUGUAUUUGGCGUGACAAGCUUAGGAUUUUAGUGCGUAGGGUGUAGGAUGUAGGGUGUAGGGCGUUGGCAGGGGAGGCAACAUGAGUUAGUGAAACAUGAAAGCAACAUUUUUGAUAAGAAGGGGCAGCUACCAAUUUUAAAUUGAGACUCGGAACAUUUUAUACGGUGUUUUUAGGCGUAGAAAAGAGAUAAGGAAACUAAGGAAAAGAAAGAAAAAAGAAUAUUAAUAUAUAUAUAUAUAUUGAAAUCAAGUGGAAAUAUGUAUAUCCUGUUAAACAGUGUUGGUAAACGCGCACGAGGUAUUAAAAAAAAUGGAGAUUGUGAAUGAAAUUCGGGAUACGUUCUUCUAAGAUUAGGCAUAGCAAGGGACAAAAUCAAGAAGAAAAACAAAAAAAAAAAAACAAAUAUAUACAACAGAAACUGCGAUUUUUACAGCUUGAAGCUAACACACUCACACACAUCCAAAACCUUAAAUUACAUAUGAGCUAUCUUACAACACAUAAAUACAUAUAUACACAUACAUAUUUUAAAAUGAAAAUGUGUCAUAUAAAUGUUGUUUGUAGCGUUUAGAUUUUCCGCUUAGUAUGUGUGUGUUUUAAGAUCAUAAACGAACAAAACUUAACCAAAAACACUCGUUUUAAUCGAAAACAAAAAAUGAACACGGACAAAUGAGUUUGAUUUCAAGAAACACUUGCCAAACCAAAUCUGCAUGGUAGUUCAAAUGGAAACCAUUUAAUAUCAGUUGCCUCUUCACAUCAAAAUAAAUACAUAAUUAGCAAAUGCAUAUGCAAAAUGUAGAACCUUUAUGUUUUUUAACUCCAAAUUACGUCCAAUUAAUGAAAUAUGUCAUACAAGAAUAUUGAGAAAAAUUCAAAUAUUCUGUCCGUUAUUUAGUUUUAAUUAUAUACCUGCAGUGUUUUUGUUUUGUUUGUUUUUGGUUUGAGUUUUUCUUUGUUUGUUUUGCGUAUUUUGUUGGACUCAAUAGUUCUUAAAUUCAAAUUAGUUUUGAUUGUUUACCAGUAAAAUGCAAUUCGUUUGCUACGACCAAAAAAUCCAAAGCUCAAUUAAAACAGCAUUGCCCUGUCGCAUUGCAGUGUUGCACAACGCUAAACGCAUGUAUGUGCAAUAAGUCAUUUUUAUUCCGCAUUUUGUAAGCUGCUUACAUAAGUACUUGGAUAACUAAAAUGCCGCAUGCUUAAGAGAGAGAGAGAAAAUUGUGUACGAUUAGAAUGAGAAGCAAUAUCAAUGUGGAAUGCAUGCGGCAGUUGGUUGUACGAACAAUAAUCGGAUAUACACAUAUAACACUUAACUUCAGCCGAGUUUCCCCAAGAGAAAACAAUCGUAGGCAACAUUUAAUUAUUUUAUUUAAUCUAUGAAAAGUGGUUGGCAAAAGCAAUACAAUUCAGGUCGUUCCUUGGCGUAGGAUUGGAUACGGCCUUGUACGAACAUGUACAGUUGCGCUCAAAAUCAUAGUAGGCUUACUUUUGAUCUUUAAUUUCUUUGCUAAAACUUAGCUUUAAUGGAUAUUUCUCUAAUUCGAUUCGAUUCUGAGUCCACUAGAAGAUGUAAUCAAUUCUUCGCCUGAUACUGGCUCCGAAGCAGCGCUUGACUCACUAAUCGAUUCACCUUUGGAACAAUUUCUACUAAAAAUCCGUAUCACGGUUACAAAAGUUGAAUCUUAAAUGCCCAAACCUUACAAAAAAAAAUUUCAAAAAAUAAUGGUAGAUUAUUUAUUAAUUAUUGCAAAUCUUUGUUAUUUUAAUUAUUUUGUUUUGUUACUAAACUUGUUUAAAUCUGUUGCAACUUAGAUGCAAAAUAUUUCUUAAGAAAGCAUUCUUCAUCUUAAAAAAAAAAUAAUAAUUACACUCCAAAGCUUUGAGAAAAAUGUUAUACAUAUUUUCAACUGCUAUUGUUUUGAGCGCAGCUAUUUUUUAGUGUUGUCAUUUUGCAAUUGAUGCAAUUACGAUUUGUUUCGGUGAUUUUAUACCUAGUGCGAACACUUUAAAGCAAUGGUUAUUUGAUUUUUAAAAGUCAUAGCUUCGUAGGAAAAAGUAAA
This is a messenger RNA of Drosophila grimshawi, 5381 nucleotides long. It is a transcript of the gene Smox, whose product is annotated as mothers against decapentaplegic homolog 3. Gene Ontology annotation, molecular function: RNA polymerase II cis-regulatory region sequence-specific DNA binding; DNA-binding transcription factor activity, RNA polymerase II-specific; I-SMAD binding. Gene Ontology annotation, cellular component: heteromeric SMAD protein complex. The record is from RefSeq and is a predicted model, not a curated record. The coding region runs from base 1156 to 2685 and encodes 509 amino acids. Lineage: Eukaryota; Metazoa; Arthropoda; Insecta; Diptera; Drosophilidae. Gene Ontology annotation, biological process: anatomical structure morphogenesis; cell differentiation; BMP signaling pathway. The transcript is spliced from 2 exons.